UAAUGAACUGGAAAAAGGAUAUACAAAACUAAAUUAAAUGACCGUUAAAGAUUCUCCAACGAAAAGGAAAUAAUAAGAGAGGUAAAGAAAAAAGGAAAGUGAAGAUUGGCGUUGACGCGUUUAAUGUAACGGAUUUUCUCUAUAAAUACAAACAUCAAUCCAUCACUUAUUCAUUCAUUCACCAACACACUUUUCUUCUUUCACAGCACUCUAAUCUCUCUCUCUCUGUUACGACACAAUUUCUAACGACUCAUCUCCGAGUUUUUGUUGUGUGUUUUCAACUUCAAGGAAGAAGAUGGAAACAAGAGCACUCAAUGUAGAGAUCAGUUCACAGGUAACGCCUCAAGGUCUGUCCUUAGGGUUAUUAAACUCUGUCUUCAUCAGUCAACGUCGGGAGAUCCAAGAAUUUCUCGUAGACGAGAGUGAUGAUGGUAACAUCACGAGUCUCGGCACUUACCUCGAUUCUUCUUACUUUCCCGACAUGUUAUCGCUUCUCAGGCUCAAAGACUUUGAACCAACCACCGUUCAUCAACAAAUCAAGAAACGCUUCAACGAACCUGUCUUGUCCCGACUUGUCACCGACCAGAUUGUUCUCGAAUCCCAACGGAAAGACUUGCCACAGGGACCCUUGUUGAUCACGGUAUUCCUAAAAUUUACAAAGAAAGAGUACUUCGUGGCGCCUUUUAGUUCUGCUCCUUGGACGACAGCGAAAGUAGAAGGAUCUUGUGCGAUUUGUCUAGAGGAGAUGUCGGAAGAGUCGGAACAAGCUCUAUGCCAACCGCCUGGAUGCGUGCAUAUGUUUCAUGAAGAUUGCUUGACCCAUUGGUUGGAUCGAGAUGAAUCCUGUCCUCUCUGUCGUCAUUCCACAAAACCUUUAACCAACAAACAGAGUGAAACUUUGGAAAAGUUAACAGAGGCGUAACUAGGGUUUCUUCAAGUAAUAUCAAUUUUUUUUUUUGCUGCCAACAAUUUAAUGAGUAGUUUUAUUGAAAGUAAUUCACUUUAAUUCUCGUCUUAAAUUCAUCGCAUUAUCAAUUUUUCAUUACAA
Raphanus sativus (radish) is the source of this 1048-nucleotide messenger RNA. Its product is annotated as RING-H2 finger protein ATL67. Gene Ontology annotation, molecular function: zinc ion binding. NCBI's taxonomy places the organism in Eukaryota, Viridiplantae, Streptophyta, Magnoliopsida, Brassicales, Brassicaceae. The transcript has a single exon. The record is from RefSeq and is a predicted model, not a curated record. The coding region runs from base 296 to 922 and encodes 208 amino acids.